AUGGCACCAUCUUCCCUUGGCUCUGCUGUUCCCCUAAAACUCCUGUGCCUCCUCCUCUUCCUCCUUCCAUCCUGCACCCCAGAGUCUGAAAAAGAGGAAGAGCUGAACGUUACUCCCACAGUGCUGGAGCCAUAUAACAAUUUGUUGUUCACUAACGCCAGUUCAAAGAAAUGUGGUGAGGUGGUUGAGUGUAAACCUGGUAUCAUCCUGCCUGUGUGGAAGCCUAUUAACCCUGGAAUCGGAGAGAAGAUUGCCCGUGCUGUUGUCUAUUUUGUCUGCCUGAUGUACAUGUUCCUGGGGGUGUCAAUCAUCGCAGAUCGCUUCAUGGCAUCCAUUGAGGUUAUUACCUCACAGGAGAAAGAAGUUACAAUCACAAUGCCCAGUGGAGAGACGACAGUGGCUACUGUUCGCAUCUGGAAUGAGACUGUGUCCAACUUAACACUAAUGGCGCUGGGUUCUUCUGCUCCUGAGAUCUUACUCUCCGUCAUCGAGGUCUGUGGACAUGGUUUCAAAUCAGGUGAUCUGGGUCCCGGAACAAUUGUCGGUAGUGCCGCCUUCAACAUGUUUGUGAUCAUUGGUUUAUGUGUGUGGGUGAUCCCUAAUGGAGAGGUGAGGAAGAUCAAACAUCUGAGAGUGUUCUUCAUCACAGCAUUCUGGAGCAUCUUCGCAUACAUAUGGCUUUACCUUAUACUCGCCGUCAUCUCACCCGGAAUUGUCGAGGUUUGGGAGGCUCUGGUCACUCUGUCCCUGUUCCCAGUUUGUGUGAUUUUGGCCUGGAUCGCUGAUCGCCGUCUCCUCUUCUACAAAUAUAUGUCUAAGCGUUAUCGCGCCGACAAAAGGACUGGGGUUGUCGUGGAGACAGAAGGGGAAAUGUCCCCUAAAGGAGGGGAUAUGAUCUUGCGUGGGAAGUUUCCAGCGAGUGCGUCAGCGGGAAUGAUCACCCUGGAACACUGCCAGGACGGGCCUAAUAACAGCGCAGGCACCAUGACAACCCUGUUAAAGUCCAACAGCGCCACCAUUAACAUGGAAAGUGCGAAAGAACUGGAUGAAAGCCGCAAAGAGGUUAUUCGUAUACUGAAGGACCUGAAGCAGAAAUAUCCAAAAAAAGAUCUGGAUCAGCUAACGGAGCUUGCAAACUAUUACGCCCUGCUGCACCAGCAGAAGAGUCGCGCCUUCUACCGAGUGCAAGCCACCCGCAUGAUGAUAGGAGCAGGCAACGUGCUGAAGAAGCACGCGGCCGAUCAUGCGCGGAAAUCGGCCCCUAAAGACGUGGAUGUGUCGGAGCACAAUGACUACGCCACGUGUAGUCGCAUCACAUUCGAGAGCAGCCACUGUCAGUGCAUGGAGAACUGCGGCACGGUUACGUUAGCUGUGGUGUGCCAGGGAGGGACCGGAGAGAGCACCUUUUAUGUGGACUACUGCACCGAGGAUGGAACUGCCAACGCCGGUUCAGAUUAUGAGUACAGUGAGGGGACACUGGUGUUUAAACCAGGAGACACCAGGAAAGAGAUUAAGAUAGGAAUAAUUGACGAUGAUAUCUUUGAGGAGGACGAGCACUUCUUCGUGCGUCUCCUAAACCUGCGAGUCGGUGAUGCCGAAGGCAUGUUUGAAAGCGACGAGGCUGGCCAGGGGCCCAAGGGCCGGCUGGUGGAACCACUGGUCACCACGGUGACCAUUCUCGAUGAUGACCACGCUGGCAUCUUCACGUUUAGUGAGCGCAUUAUGCGCGUGAGUGAGAGUGUGGGCACCAUGGAGGUGACGGUGGUGAGGAACUCUGGUGCGCGUGGAACUGUGAUCCUGCCUUAUCACACAGAGCCAGGAACAGCCCAGGGUGGAGGCGAUGAUUACGAAGAUGCAUGCGGAGAGCUGGAGUUCACCAACGACCAGACCACGCAAACCAUUCAGAUUAGGAUCAUCGAUGACGAAGAAUAUGAGAAGCAUGAGAACUUCUACAUUGUCCUUGAGGAACCACAGUGGAUGAAGCGAGGAAUAUCAGCCCUGCUGCUCAAUCAAGAGGAUCAGGAAGGCCAGCUCAGCGCCGAGGAAGAGGAAGCCAAGAGAAUAGCUGAGAUGGGGAAGCCGAUCUUGGGCGAGCACAGCAAACUUGAGGUGGUCAUCGAGGAGUCGUAUGAGUUUAAGAGCACAGUCGAUAAGCUGAUAAAGAAGACUAACCUGGCGCUGGUGAUUGGCACCCAUUCCUGGAGGGAGCAAUUUGUGGAGGCGGUGACAGUCAGUGCAGGAGAUGGAGAGGAUGAAGUGGAAGGACGCGAGCAUCCGCCCUCCUGCUCCGACUACGUCAUGCACUUUCUGACAGUGUUCUGGAAGGUCGUGUUCGCUUGCGUGCCUCCUACUGAGUACUGGAAUGGCUGGGCUUGCUUCAUGGUGUCCAUCACCGUCAUCGGCCUUCUGACUGCCAUCAUCGGAGACCUGGCCUCGCACUUCGGCUGUACCGUGGGGCUCAAGGAUACGGUCACGGCUGUGGUGUUCGUAGCUCUGGGCACCUCCAUUCCAGACACGUUUGCUAGUAAAGUGGCUGCUACUCAAGACCAGUAUGCAGACGCAUCCAUCGGCAACGUAACCGGAAGCAACGCGGUCAACGUCUUCCUGGGCAUCGGUGUCGCGUGGUCAGUCGCUGCAGUGUACUGGUCCGCAAAGGGCUUGAGGUUUAGAGUGGAGCCUGGCUCACUGGCCUUCUCCGUCACCCUCUUCACUAUUUUUGCCUUUAUCUGCAUGGCCGUUCUGCUCUUCCGGAGACGGCCGUCCAUCGGGGGUGAGCUAGGGGGUCCUCGAGUUCCACGCAUCCUUACCACAUUGUUAUUUGUGGGUCUGUGGCUUCUUUACAUUCUUUUCUCCAGUCUGGAGACCUACUGCCACAUCAAGGGCUUCUAAAUCUUUUGGGGCAUGUACAAAAAAAAAAAAAAA
This is a messenger RNA of Clarias gariepinus (North African catfish), 2922 nucleotides long. RefSeq names its product solute carrier family 8 member 2b (gene slc8a2b). Gene Ontology annotation, molecular function: calcium:sodium antiporter activity. The transcript is spliced from 12 exons. NCBI's taxonomy places the organism in Eukaryota, Metazoa, Chordata, Actinopteri, Siluriformes, Clariidae. Gene Ontology annotation, biological process: calcium ion import across plasma membrane; cell communication; sodium ion transmembrane transport. Gene Ontology annotation, cellular component: postsynapse; sarcolemma; axon. The coding region runs from base 1 to 2889 and encodes 962 amino acids. The record is from RefSeq and is a predicted model, not a curated record.